Messenger RNA from Branchiostoma floridae (Florida lancelet), 3645 nucleotides. RefSeq names its product zinc finger protein 845-like. Lineage: Eukaryota; Metazoa; Chordata; Leptocardii; Amphioxiformes; Branchiostomatidae. The annotation marks the transcript as partial. Gene Ontology annotation, cellular component: nucleus. Gene Ontology annotation, biological process: regulation of transcription by RNA polymerase II. The transcript has 3 exons. The record is from RefSeq and is a predicted model, not a curated record. Gene Ontology annotation, molecular function: DNA-binding transcription factor activity, RNA polymerase II-specific; RNA polymerase II transcription regulatory region sequence-specific DNA binding.
AUGGACGAAUUAUUAUGUAAACCUCCUCAUGAGGAACAAACAACGAACGAGACGCACAUCAAAAAGGAGGAGACAGGAGACACAAUGUGGCAACAGGAGGAGCAAACAGACGAGUUAUUCCAGGAAACAUACAGUGAGGGGCAUGGCCGGCAGGAAACGUUCCACACAACCGUACCAAGUAUGUAUCCUGUGAAAAUUAAAAAGGAGGAGACAGAAGAUAUGGCAUGGCAACAGUACGGACAAGAGCAUGAGGUAUUACAGGAAUACAGUGAAGGCCAGGAUACGUAUGGCACCACCCUACCAACUGGUUAUCCUGCAAAUGAGACAAGCAUCAAAGAGGAGGCGACAGAAGACAUGGAAUGUCAGCAAGACCGACAAGAAGACAGUCCAUUCCAUGAAACAUAUGGCGCAAACGUACCCACUCAUUAUCUUGGCAACAGUAGCAUAGAGCAGACAACAUACACGUCACUGCAGCAGGACGUUCUAAGUGAAGAAAUGAGCGAUGUAAACUGUAUCGGGUAUGACGACGAAGUCUUGCCACAGACAACUAUACAGAGCCAUAUAGAACAGGAGGGCAGGCAUAUGACACAACAUACUUUCAUUUGCUGGCAGUGCGGAUACCGUGCAACACAAAGGGACAUCCUGUUGGAACAUAUGAAAGAACAUACCGGUGAAAAACCGUACAAGUGUGACCAGUGUGACUAUUCCGCUGUGCGAAAACACCACUUAGAACAGCAUAUGGCUAAACACACCGGUGACAAACCCUUUGCGUGUGGGGAGUGCGGGUUUAGAACUGCUCAUAUUGCCGCGUUAUCCCGACAUAAGACGACACACAAUGGUGAAAAACCCUACAUAUGUGAGGAGUGCGGAUAUAGGACGGCUAUCAUGGCUCAACUAACCAUUCAUAAGAGAAAACACACUGGCGAGAAACUCUACAAAUGUGACCAGUGUGACUAUUCUUCUAUAUGGAAAUGCAAUCUAGAUCAACACGUUAUGUUGAAACACGCCGAGGAUAAACCGUACCUAUGCGAAGACUGCGGAUACAAGACAGCAAGCAGGAGACAUUUAUCCAAACAUAAGACAACGUGUAAAGGGGAGCGAGGGCCUUUUAAGUGUGGGUACUGUGACUACACUUCUACGGGUAGACACAACCGAGAUCGGCAUGUGAUGAUACACCAUACCGGAGAGAAGCCCUACAUGUGUGGGGAGUGUGGGUACAGAACGGCCGUCAAGUCUUCACUAGCCCGUCACAUGAAAACCCACACAGGUGAGAAACCGUACAAGUGCGACCAGUGCGACUAUUCUGCCGUACAGAAAAGCCACUUAGACGAACACGUGAGAACUAAACACAGUUCAGAUAAAGACCAUAACGGGUCGACAAAUCACACAGAUGAGAAGCCCUACAAGUGUGGCCAGUGCGAUUACAAGACGGCUUCUAGCUCUGCCUUUUCCCACCAUAAGAAAACUCACACCGGUGAGAAACCCUUCGUUUGCGAUGAAUGCGGGUACAGGACCGCUAAAAGUUGGAAUCUAUCCAUGCAUAAAAGAAAACAUACUGGUGAUAAACCCUUCGCAUGUGAUCAGUGUGACUACUCCACUACACGGAAAAAUCACUUGGACCAACAUAUGGCUAAACACACAGGCGAGAAACCAUACGUUUGCGAAGAUUGUGGCUACAGAACUGCAAAAAUUGGGAAUCUUUCCAAUCACAGAAGAAUACAUACUGGUGAGAAACCUUACAAAUGUGACCUGUGUGACUAUUCCGCUGCGAGAAGACAUCAUUUAGACCAACAUAGGGCCAAACACACGGGUGAGAAACCCUACAUGUGUGGGGAGUGCGGGUACAGGUCGGGUGAUAGCGGCAACAUAUCAAGACAUAAGAGAAAACACAAAGUGGUUGACGGCUUUAUAUCUGAGCCUCCUGCUCAAACCCCUCAUACGGAACAAAUUACGAACGAAGCGUACAACAAAGAGGAUGAGACAGAAGACACGGUAUUGCAGCAGUACGGCCAAGAGGACGAGCUACUCCAGGAAACGUACAGUACGGACCAGAACAUGUACGUAGCAACCCAACCAACUGGUUUCCCAGCAAACAAGACAGGAGAGGAGGAGACAGGAGACACGGGAUGGCAUCGGGAAAAACAAGAGGACAAGAUUAUCCAGAAAACGUACAAUGAGGACCAAGAAAUGUACGACUUCAACCAACCAAAUCGCUAUCCCGAUAACGAUACUUACAACAGUGGAGAGCAGACAGCAGACACGGGAGGGCAGCAGGACGUUCGAAGCAGGGCAACGCUUGGUGUAAACUGUACCCAAUCUAAAGAGGUAGUCCCAUUACAUCUACAUGUAAAGGUCCAUACAGAACAAAUGGGUAUGAACAACUUGGGGGAGCAGACAACAGAUACGACAAGGCAGCAGGACAAUGAGGAGAGAAUGGAUGUAGAGUUUGAUCAGCCUGGGAAAGCCUCUUCAUUUCUGCAAUCCCUUGCUCGCGCAGCACAACGUAGGCAGGGGGCAAAAUCUACCCCAUCUCACAUAUGCAAGGACUGUGGAUAUAGGGCACCAUGCGAAGCCAAGCUGACACUACAUGUGCGAACACAUACAGGAGAAAAACCUUUUAAAUGCAACCAGUGCGACUAUUCUGCCGCACAGAAAGGCCACUUAGACGAACACAUAAUUAUAAAACACACUGGGGAGAAACCUUACAUGUGUGAGGACUGCGGAUAUAGGACCGUUACUAUGUACCGAUUAUCCCAACAUAAGAGAAAACAUACAGGUGAGAAACCUUACAAAUGUGAUCAGUGUGACUAUUCCGCUGCACAAAAAGGCCAUUUAGAUGAACAUGUUAUCACAAAACACACCGGUGAGAAACCCUACAUGUGUGAAGACUGUGAGUACAGGACGGCUUACAAGCACCACCUAUCGCAACAUAAGAGAAAACAUACCGGAGAGAAACCCUUCAAAUGUGACCAAUGUGACUAUUCAGCUGCACAGAAAGGGCAUUUAGACGAACACGUUAUGGUUAAGCACAACUGUCAGAAACCCUUCAUGUGCGAUGUUUGCGGAUACAGGACGGCUAAUAGUUGGAACCUGUCCCAACACAGGAAAAAACAUACCGGCGAGAAACCGUACAAAUGUGACCAGUGCAACUAUUCGGCUUUGAGAAAACAUCAUUUGAAGCAACAUAUGGCGAGACACACUGGUGAGAAACCCUACUUGUGCGGGAAGUGUGGAUACAGGACGGCCAAUAGGUGUAACCUCUCACGGCAUAUGGCAAAACAUACAGAGACGGACGAGUUGACAUUUGAACCUCUUAAUGCGGAGCAAUCAAAGAAUGAGACGCACGUCCAAAUGGAGGAGACAGAAGACACAAGAUGGCAGCAAGGUGGUCAAGAAGACGAGCUUUUUCAAGAAACAUGCAAUGAGAGCCAGGGAACGUACAGCGCAAACCUACCAACUGGGCAUCCUGCGAACGAGAUAAACGUGAAAGAGGAGGAUGCAAGACACACAGGAUGGCAACAGGACGGACAAGGGGAGAUGCUGUGUCAGGAAACGUACUGUAAGAACCAGGGAACGCACAGCGCAACUCUAGGAACUGGUUAUCCAACGAGCAAGACAAAAGUCAAAGAAGAGGAGAAAGGGGAC